Xyrauchen texanus (razorback sucker) is the source of this 4839-nucleotide messenger RNA. Its product is annotated as F-box/WD repeat-containing protein 7. Bases 599 to 2833 code for a protein of 744 amino acids. Gene Ontology annotation, biological process: ubiquitin recycling; proteasome-mediated ubiquitin-dependent protein catabolic process. The record is from RefSeq and is a predicted model, not a curated record. Gene Ontology annotation, cellular component: cytoplasm; nucleus. Gene Ontology annotation, molecular function: ubiquitin binding. NCBI's taxonomy places the organism in Eukaryota, Metazoa, Chordata, Actinopteri, Cypriniformes, Catostomidae. The transcript has 14 exons.
CUGGAAUCGGAUGGAUAAAGGCGAUCGCGCUUUAACGGAGAAGCAUUGAAAUCGUGUGCUGUAACCCAUUCUCCAAAACGGUUACAAAUUAUUUUAGAGGGGUAUGCUUUUGGAAAAGAUUUAGCCCUAUCUGGUGCUGGGUUACAGAGGUGCGCGUAAUGUUCAUAAUUUUGUCUGAUCAGAUGGAAAUGUUUUAUCGCUGCUUGUAAAACUUCAACUCGUUUUCGGAGGACCCUUUUAUCAUUUUUUUUGUACAAACCGAAGAAGAGGAGAGACCGGUGACUAUCUUCUGGAUUCUGGAUUAAAUAUCGGGGGAAGUAACUGUCUCUGUGCAUAGAUACGGGUGCUCGUAUUCUCGUCUUCUCACCAGUUCCCAGGCAUCUUCAUAAGGUCCUUUUGCUGUUCUGGGAUUGAUUUGUGGAGUUUUCUUGGCUGAUUCAUUUUCCCAUGAUGUCAAGCAAAGAGGCACUGAGUUUGAAGAGGACAGAAGAAUAGAACCACACUUGCAGGACUGCCAGACACGUGAAUCAAUGCCAAGUCCUUGUCCUCUUCAGACAGCCUAGCGAAGGUGCAGGAGGUAGCAAGCUGGCUUUUGGAAAUGAACCAGGAUCUGCUGUCGGGGGGCAGCGGCAGCAGGGAGGCCCAGCAGCAGAGGCCGAGACCGGGGGCAGCAGCAGCAGGUAACAGCACACCCCAGCCCCAGGCAGAGCACAUGAAUCAGGUGCUUGAGGAGCAUGGGCAGGAGGCGCAGCCACAAAGGAGGGAGCAGGGCGAGGAGGACGCUGAAAGAGAGCGACCGAGGGAGGGAGAGGAGGAACCAUGGCCUUCUGGAGGCGAGGAAGGGCAGAGGAGCGAGGUGAAUGGAGCAGAGAAGGGCGCCCAGUGGAUGUGGGAACAGGAGCAGCGACGAAACCGCAGGCGGCAUCAUGAGGAAGAGGAUAAUGAGGUGGAGGACAAUAACAACAGUGGAAGAGAGGAGCAGGUCGGGGCAGGACUUCGUUCUGAGGAAGAAGAGGAUGGGGAGGAAAUGGACCAGGACAGUGAUGAGUUUGAGCACUCAGAAGAGAGCGGAAGGGAAGUGGAGGAGGAUGAGGAAGGCGAGGAGGAGGAAGGCGAGGAUGGCCUCCACUCUCUCUCCAUUAGGACCAGUGUGUCGGACCUUAAUGAUAACACAGACCAGUCCUCUGGACGACAGCACCAAAGCUCACACUCUGUCUUCAAGAAUAAGAUGAAGAGAAAGUUGGACCAUGGCCCUGAGGUUCGAUCUUUCCCUUCAGGAAAGAAGCCCUGUCCAAGUCCCACCAGACUGCCAUACCCAGCCACCCCCACCACAUUUGGGGACUUGCGAGCGGCCAAUGGGCAGGGUCAACAGAGGCGGCGUAUCACGUCCAUCCAGCCUCCAACGGGCCUGCAGGAGUGGCUCCGCACCUUUCAGAGCUGGAGCGGCCCAGAGAAACUGCUAGCGCUGGAUGAGUUGAUUGACAGCUGUGAGCCCACGCAGGUGAAACACAUGAUGCAGGUUAUCGAACCGCAAUUUCAGAGAGACUUCAUCUCUCUGCUGCCUAGAGAGCUGGCCUUACAUGUGUUGUCAUUUCUUGAGCCAAAGGAUCUUCUUCAAGCAGCUCAAACGUGUCGUUACUGGCGCAUUCUUGCAGAAGACAACCUGCUCUGGAGGGAAAAGUGCAAAGAAGAAGGUAUUGAUGAGCCCUUGCACAUAAAGAGAAGGAAAGUUAUCAAGCCAGGGUUCACCCACAGUCCCUGGAAGAGUGCCUAUAUCAGACAACACAGAAUAGACACCAACUGGAGGAGAGGGGACCUCAAAUCACCUAAGGUGUUGAAAGGCCAUGAUGACCAUGUCAUCACCUGCCUCCAGUUCUGUGGAAACCGCAUAGUGAGUGGCUCAGACGACAACACGCUCAAAGUCUGGUCUGCUGUCACUGGAAAGUGUUUGCGGACAUUAGUGGGCCACACAGGUGGUGUCUGGUCCUCUCAAAUGAGAGACAACAUCAUUAUCAGUGGUUCCACAGACCGAACGCUGAAGGUCUGGAAUGCAGAGACGGGAGAAUGUAUCCACACGCUGUAUGGUCAUACCUCAACAGUGCGCUGUAUGCACCUGCAUGAAAAAAGGGUGGUGAGCGGUUCUCGGGAUGCCACACUGCGGGUUUGGGACAUCGAGACGGGUCAGUGUUUGCACGUGCUCAUGGGUCAUGUUGCAGCCGUGCGCUGCGUACAGUAUGAUGGUCGUAGGGUGGUCAGUGGGGCCUAUGACUUCAUGGUGAAAGUGUGGGACCCUGAAACCGAGACUUGCCUACACACACUCCAGGGUCACACCAAUAGAGUGUACUCGCUACAGUUUGACGGCAUCCACGUGGUGAGCGGUUCGUUGGACACGUCGAUUCGAGUGUGGGAUGUAGAGACAGGAAACUGUAUUCACACACUCACAGGUCAUCAGUCUCUCACCAGCGGCAUGGAGCUCAAAGAUAAUAUCCUGGUCUCUGGAAACGCAGACUCCACUGUCAAGAUCUGGGACAUCAAAACGGGCCAGUGCCUACAGACACUGCAAGGUCCCCACAAGCACCAGAGUGCAGUGACAUGCCUGCAGUUCAACAAGAAUUUUGUCAUCACCAGCUCUGAUGAUGGUACGGUGAAGUUGUGGGACCUGCGGACGGGCGAGUUCAUCCGUAACCUGGUGACACUGGAGAGCGGCGGCAGUGGCGGCGUGGUCUGGCGCAUUCGUGCCUCAAAUACCAAACUCGUCUGUGCGGUCGGCAGCCGUAAUGGCACGGAGGAAACCAAGCUUCUGGUGCUGGACUUCGAUGUGGACAUGAAGUGAGCCAAGCAAAGGGGGGUAAACUGAGGGGACACUAUGUUUGGAAAUGGGGAGAGGAAGAGCAACCUGCUUUGGGCCUCUUUGAUGAGCCCCACGCCAGGACCGAUUCAUUGCAUCUCCACCUCCCCAAUAAGUUGUCGCCAACAUCUCACCCUGUCGUGCCAUGCCGUGUUCAUGGCGUACUCCCUACGACUGCGUUCACCUUAAGAAGAGGGGGGGGGGCAGACCCUCAUGCACCACAGCAUUCUGGGAAGGGGAGGAAACUGACUAGAAUGUCUUCAGAAGACAGGACUGAGCUUGCAAGGUGACCUUGCACAGUGACUUAACUCAAGCCUGACUGAAACUCACACCCAGAUGUACAAAAGUUUUUUUUAUCAAAACAAGUCAACACUGUAUACAUGAGACAUGGAGUGCUAAAUAGUGUAUACAAAAAGUACAAAUACAAUUUUAAUGGAGAAUGAUAUGAAAAGUGCUUAGUACUGCGGGAGUAAUUAGAAAGAGAGAGACAAAGGAAGCCAGUUUUGUCAGUCCUCAUAAACCUCAGCACAUGCCAAAUAUCCCUUUCUUCCUUAUACGUUGUUGUUUUUUUUUUGUUUUUUUUUGAGUUUCGUUGUUUUUGCUUCGUUGAUUGUCACAUCAACGGCUGUGAAAUCAAGUUAUGCGUUCUUUUCAAGUUUUGCAUUUUAUUUUCACUUCUGCCUACUGUUGCAAACAACAAGUCUCAGUAUUAAGCUAAACCCACUCUGCUGUUUCACACAUUUUGGGGGUUUUAUUUUGGAAAUAUUUUAUUUUUUUUGUACUCCAUAAGCAGUGCCUCUCCAGAUUCUGAGAUGACCUGCUUUCCUUAUUUUUUUCAACCAGUCUGAUCUCGUUAGUUCAUAAGUUCUGGCACUCUAUGGGAAAUGGGAAUUGUUGUCCCAUAAACUCCUGGGAAUAUGUGUCCCCACCCUUUCCCAGUACUGUCCAUCCCAGUGGCCAAACUGGAUUUUAUGCUGCUAGACACACUGAAAAAUAAGAUGGAACUUUAACUGGCUGUGACGUUUUAGUCCCAGACUAAAUUCGAAAAAAGUUACUUGUAGAGUUUGAACUUGUAAAAAUGACAAACAUACACACCAACAAAAGCAAGAUAUUGACAGCUUCUCUUUUUUUGCCACUGAGGCUUGAGCCAAAUGUGCCUCUACGAGGCGUAGAGGAGGGAGAAUGUAUGAAAAAGAGACAAGUUUGCCAGCUAAGAUUAAACGAUGGACGAGUAAAAACUAUUUUGCGUUUGCGAGCAUGACUGAGUGUGUGUGCGGGUGUGUGUCUGAGCAAAUUGUUCACACAUUCCUUGGGACAAAAGCUCUGCCAGCCUGUUCUGUGUGGAAAUAUAUGCUUUGACAACAAAGAAUACAGUUCUUGUUUUUAAUUAGUUGAAAAAGGAGAUUGUUGGAACCAACAUAAAGUUACAGAUGUAAAGAACAUUGUCAAGUUCAUGCAGAAAAAAAGGUGGUCUUAGUGUACAGAAAUUGACAUCUGAUUACGUUUUAAGUGCUAGAGCUAACCUGGUCUCCAUUGGUGAUGCUCUCAUUUCUUUAAACGGUAAAGCGCUUCAUAGAUUAACAUGACGUAACCUCAUCAGUAGCCAAACAAUGCGUCUCAUCCUCCAAGUCACACAACUGAACUGUGAAAGUGGUUUAACACUGUAUAUUAAAAACAAUCUUGUUCUUUCACCCCCCCCAUCCCCCUUUUUUUGUUCCUGUUUAAUUUAUGAUCUGGUUUGAGAAAUCAGAUGUUGGAUUUUUUAUUUUUAUUUUUUUCAGUUAUGUAACUGCCUGGCAUAACAGACAGAUAAAAAAAGAAACCUUAAAGGGAUUGUGUAUUUGUUUAAUUCAUUUAGAAUUUUUAUUUUCUUAUAACUUAAGUGCAAUAAAAUGUGGGGUUUUCUUUUUCAUUUCAAGAAUUUUGGUUGUCUGUGUUCCUCACUGUGUGAAAGUGUUAUGUGUCCAAUAAAACUACAGAUUAUUCUGCCU